Messenger RNA from Prunus avium (sweet cherry), 1656 nucleotides. NCBI's taxonomy places the organism in Eukaryota, Viridiplantae, Streptophyta, Magnoliopsida, Rosales, Rosaceae. The record is from RefSeq and is a predicted model, not a curated record.
AUGAGUGCUCAGCCUAGCUGCAGUUCAAGGAAAGCUUUGCAAUUAACAAGUUUGUUUCUACAGAUCCUCUUGCUUUCAUUUUGGACGCGAGAAGGAGAUGGGAAUCGGAGUAAUUGUUCUUCAUGGGAUGGUGUUGAGUGUGAUGAAGACUUUGGCCAUGUUGUCGGCCUUGAUCUCCGUAGCAGCUGUCUCUACGGUUCUAUCAAUUCCAGCAACACUCUCUUCCGCCUUGUUCACUUGCAGAGGCUUGAACUCUCAGAUAAUCACUUCAAUUUCUCUCAAAUACCAUCAAGGUUCGGUGGUGAUCUUUCGAGUCUAACAUAUCUCAACCUUUCAAAUUCCUUGUUUUCCGGAGAAAUUCCAUCAGAAAUUUCAAAGCUAUCGAAGCUGUCUACCCUUGAUUUGUAUUUCAAUUUUCGGAAAGUUUAUCCUGAUAUUUUCCCUUUGAAACUGACCAAGGGCAACCUGAGAAGCCUCGUUCAAAACUUGACCAACAUAAAACAACUUCAUCUUAAUUGGGUAAAGAUGCACUUCACUGUGCCUGAUAUCUUGGUCAAUGCAUCUUCUCUCACAUCUCUCAAACUUGGCGAUUGCCAAUUAGUUUCUGAAUAUUCCUUGUCUUGGAUAGCAAGUUUAACCAACCUCUACAGUUUGUCCCUUGCGUCCACCAAAUUCAGGGGAAAAUUCCCAAGUUUUGUGGCUAACCUCACGCAACUUUCAUAUCUAGGCUUGGGUAGUAACGGAAUAACUGGUCAAAUCCCAUCUUGGCUUAUGAAUUUGACCCAGUUAACUACUCUAUACCUCUGGCGUAACAAUUUGCAAGGAGCAAUUCCUAGGUCACUCUUCCAGCUCAAAAAUCUUGAAUUUCUUGACCUUUCCUCUAAUAGCUUGAGUGGACAAGUUGAGUUUGAUCAGUUUUCCCAGCCCAAAAAGUUAAAGGAACUUCAAUUAUCAUACAACAAGUUAUCUCUGCAGAUCAUAACCAAUUUGAGUGCUACCAAGUUGAUUUCAUGCAACUUAACAGAGUUUCCAGAAAUUUUAAAAUAUCAAUCCGAAUUGCAAGAGUUACCAAAAUGGGUGUGGAAUGCAACUAGAGAAACUUUGUUGACUCUCAGCCUCUCUUCCAACUUCUUAACGGGAUUUGAGUUUGACCAAAAUCCAAUCAAUCUUCCAUGGCAGAAUCUAUAUGAUUUAGAUCUCCAGACCAAUAUGUUACAAGGAUCACUGCCAAUUCCACCACAAUCAAUCAAAAACUAUAUGGUCGGCAGCAAUCAUUAUAGUGGAGAAAUUUCACCAUCGUUCUGCAACUUGAAUCAUUUGCUGAUUCUUGAUUUGUCCAACAACAACCUGAGUGGCAUGCCUCCACAAUGUUUGGGGAACUCCAGUGCUCUUGGAAUAUUGAUGCUGACGAACAAUUCUUUUCAUGGCAGUAUUCCUCAAAUGUGUCCAGAUAACAAUAGUUUGAAAAUGGUUGAUUUAAGUUACAAUCAGUUACAGGGGAAGAUACCAAGAUCAAUGGCCAAUUGCACUCAAUUAGAGUUUCUUAAUCUUGAAAACAAUCAGAUAAGCGACAUCUUCCCAUCUUGGUUAGGAGCACUUCCAGCAUUAAGGGCUCUCAUUUUGGGGUCCAAUCGAUUUCAUGGCAUGAUUGUGUUG